Molecule: messenger RNA, 1064 nt
Organism: Leptinotarsa decemlineata (Colorado potato beetle)
Lineage: Eukaryota; Metazoa; Arthropoda; Insecta; Coleoptera; Chrysomelidae
Product: chromatin assembly factor 1 p55 subunit
Molecular function (GO): protein binding
Source: RefSeq, a predicted model, not a curated record
GGUAAAAUCGAAAUUGAGAUAAAAAUCAACCACGAGGGGGAAGUGAACAGAGCAAGAUACAUGCCUCAAAAUCCUUGUGUUAUUGCCACAAAGACCCCAUCUAGUGAUGUAUUGGUAUUUGAUUACACGAAACACCCUAGUAAACCUGAUCCAAGUGGAGAAUGCCACCCCGACCUCCGUUUACGUGGUCACCAGAAGGAAGGAUAUGGUCUCUCUUGGAAUCCCAAUUUGAAUGGAUAUCUUUUGUCCGCCAGUGAUGACCAUACAAUUUGCUUGUGGGAUAUCAAUGCUACACCUAAGGAACACCGAGUUAUUGAUGCAAAGACCGUGUUCACGGGACAUACUGCCGUCGUGGAAGACGUAGCCUGGCACCUUCUACACGAAAGUCUCUUUGGAUCGGUAGCUGAUGACCAGAAACUCAUGAUUUGGGAUACCCGUUGCAAUAACACCAGCAAACCGUCACACACCGUCGAUGCACACACUGCUGAAGUCAAUUGUCUCAGUUUCAAUCCCUAUUCCGAAUUCAUCCUUGCUACUGGAAGCGCUGAUAAGACAGUAGCUUUGUGGGACCUCAGGAAUUUGAAGCUGAAGUUGCAUAGUUUCGAGUCGCACAAGGACGAAAUAUUCCAAGUUCAAUGGUCUCCCCAUAACGAAACCAUCCUAGCAUCGUCUGGUACUGACAGGCGGUUGCAUGUUUGGGAUUUGAGCAAGAUCGGGGAAGAACAGAGCGCCGAGGAUGCGGAAGAUGGUCCUCCCGAACUUCUCUUCAUUCACGGAGGACAUACAGCCAAAAUAUCAGACUUCAGUUGGAAUCCCAACGAGCCCUGGGUUAUUUGCUCCGUAUCGGAAGAUAAUAUUAUGCAAGUGUGGCAGAUGGCAGAGAAUAUUUACAAUGAUGAAGAACCUGAACAACAAGCUUCAGAUAUCGAAGCCACUGCAAGUUGAAAUGUUAUUUGGCAUUGAUUUUUUUUGAUUAGGUACCUAUUUUAUUCAGUUCAUUGUUGUAGGAGUCAUUUUCUUAUUGAUCUUAGUUAUAAGUUUAUAAUAAAUCUGUUUGUAAUUUG